Messenger RNA from Symbiodinium sp. CCMP2592, 1053 nucleotides. Lineage: Eukaryota; Dinophyceae; Suessiales; Symbiodiniaceae. The record is from the annotation of a GenBank genome assembly.
AUGGCAACAACUUCUUCCCACGGCAUCGCCAAGAUCCAGAAGUCCAGCCCACAGAAUCCUGGCAACACUGUUCGGGACCUGGCCAAGGCAUCGAUCCAGGACUUUCAGAUGCUACACGCUACCGCUGCCUGCUCGACUCUGCGGAUGGCCGAACUCCGGCCACAGGAGAUGUCCAACAGCGCACAGACGCCAACGAAGCUUGGCUUCCGUCGCUCGCCGCUGAUGGAUGCUUUGGCGACGGAAGUGGUCAAGGCAAUCUUCGUCAAAUUUUGGUCGCGGAACGCCGAAUGCCAGUUUGAAGUUUUCAAGAGAAUCAAUGAUGUCGAAGAGUCGAAUCCGCAUGACCUCUCCGGACACAUGCCUUUGCUGCAAGCCACUUCGGGCGCGUCACUGAAACUGCUGGGACAAUUCAACUCCCAGGCCUUGUUGCUUGGACUUGGCGAACAGCGCACAGUCGUUCGCAACGUGGGCUCGGGGACCAUGGGCUCGCAGUCCUCAGAAGUGCUGGUGAAGCUACCAGAGCUUGCGCCUCAAGCUGCUGAGCCCAUCUUGGGAGUGUGCGAGGCCAUGGCCGACCCGGCGGGAGACAGUGAUGUACUGCCAGCUCAAGACAAGGUCAAGUUCACGGAGGCAUUCAACGUUUGGGACAAGCACCAGCAGGGCUACAUCCCCUGGAAACCGGACUUUGCCAGCCUCUGGAGAUCUAUAGGCCAAAACCCGACGGAGGGGGAGAUCCGGCGAAUUAUUGAGGAGAACGACACCGGCACAGGUCACUUUCAGUUGGAGACCUUCCUCAAGCUCUGCGAGUCUCGUGAGGAUGCCCUCCGCAAGGAGCAGCUGAUCGAGGCCUUUAAGACCUUCGACAAGGAUGGCAAAGGCACCAUCACGCUGGCACAGCUGCGCUAUGUGCUGAUGCAGCUGGGAGAUCCACUGGAUGAUGAGGAAGCAGACCAGUUUAUUGAAUUCGCGGACAAGAACAAAGAAGGACCCUCUGCCGAAAUUGACUACGAGGACCUCGUGGAGAGGCUGGACACUCGGGACCAAAAGUUCUGA